Messenger RNA from Mucor velutinosus, 1962 nucleotides. RefSeq lists its product as uncharacterized. Gene Ontology annotation, cellular component: RNA polymerase II transcription regulator complex. Gene Ontology annotation, molecular function: transcription cis-regulatory region binding; DNA-binding transcription activator activity, RNA polymerase II-specific. Bases 1 to 1962 code for a protein of 653 amino acids. Gene Ontology annotation, biological process: regulation of DNA-templated transcription. NCBI's taxonomy places the organism in Eukaryota, Fungi, Mucoromycota, Mucoromycetes, Mucorales, Mucoraceae. The record is from RefSeq and is a predicted model, not a curated record. The transcript has 2 exons.
AUGGAUCAUUAUGGAGGUCAAUCAAUGAACAGCUUUCUACCCUCCGAUUCCAACAAGAACAAGUGGUACUAUAACCAACAACAGCAGCAACCACCACAUCAGCAACCACAUCAGCAACCACAUCCACAUCAUCAACAGAAUGCUUACAGCGCCAAUUCAUUAGGCGCAAUUUAUGUCAGCAAUGUCCCACUCAUGACACAUUCACCACAGCAACAGCAGCAACCACCGCAGCAGCAAUUCGAUGAACAUGGACAGCCUAUAAAGAUUAGAAAGAAGCCAGGCAGAAAACCAAAUCCAGCUUCUCCAGCUCUGAGAAAAGCACAGAAUCGAGCUGCCCAAAGAGCAUUCCGUGAGCGAAAAGAACGGCAUUUGAAGGAUUUAGAGGGAACUAUACGUCAAUUAAGAGAGCAAAGGAAUAGCGCAGUGAAGGAAUUGAAUCAAACAAAGAGCAAAAUGGACGCUUAUCGAGCCGAGAAUUGGUAUUUAAAAGGUGUUGUUCUUACAUUGCAGUUUGUCUGUCUUCAUCACAACAUUCAUAUACCGACUCAUUCGCCCUAUUUGACCGAGGAAGCAUUGAGUGAAAUGGCAAAGACAACACCUCAUGCCAUUGAAGCCUAUGUCAAUGCUUAUACCAGAAACAACAUCAAUCUGAAACCCACCAUGGCCGCACAUUUCGCAAAUUCACCUGCCAAUAGCAAGGACUCGCCAGAGCAGGCAACGUACAAUGCUGCAGAUGAUGAGGAUGAGCAGGAUGAUACUGAAAUGAUGGAUGAGAGCAAUCAGCACGAGGACGAUCAAGACGACGAGUAUAGCGAACAAAAGACAUCAGAAUCAAACGCUACGGGCUACCGAAGACACUCUAGUUUGUCCUCUGACACACCUUACCAUGUCAAAGUGGAAGAGGAAGACGAUGAUGAAACCAUGGCACAAUGGAUCAAACAGCACAAUGAAAACAAAAAACUGAGAGAUCAGGCUAAAAAGGACAAGGAGGAGGCAAGCAAGUCGAAAAAGGAUGAUGGUACAAGCACGGAAGAAAACGGCGACGAUGAUAAACAGCCCAAUCCAUCCAGUAUUAGUGCCAUUCAGCGCAUCCGCCUGCAAUUACGGGUGCAAUCUACCAUUUCCAAUAUUGGCAAAUCCUCUGUGCGCUUACAGCCUACCAUUCUUCAGCUAGCUAUACCUCACGAUCCUCGUAUUGACCUCAUACCAACGCCCCAUAUGCGAGAUCGAAUGAUUAUUUUCAGGGACCAAAUGGAUUACGACCGUUGCUUUGCCAUGUUACUGAAUGGCGCUCUUUACCAUGGAGGAGACCCGACGAUGAGUGCAAGUUGGGAAUUGCCAGCCGAAUUCUUUUCAGAGUUUUGGUAUUUGGCUAUUAAUUACGACGUGAAUCGCACCAAUACAUGGAGACGCCUAAAGGGUUUACCAGAGAUAGGUGUCACUACUACCAAAGAAACAACCAAGGACGCUCAAACUACUACCCAACAUUCAGAUUGGCAUGAGACCAUUCCCACACAACCACCGACGGCCAUCUUUAUUGAGCAACAACAAGAUGAGCAUUUGCAGCAGCAGCAGCAGCAGCAGCAGCAGCAGCAUCAACAGCAACAACAAACACAGCCGCAAGACGUGUUUUCUACCUCGCAGCCAAGCAGCAGUGAUUCUGUCUGGACAGAUGAUGUAUUUGCUCAAAUGACAGCUGGUAUGCCAACACUUCAACCUUUGGAUUCAAACCAUUUAUCGAGUGGUUUUGACUUUGGCUCACCACCCGCAAAUAUGUUUGAUGGAUUCUUGUUGCAUCGAGCAAAUGCUGCUUCAUCACCCAUUGAUUUGUCUGAUGGCUCAACACACCCCAUGUUUGAGCAACUGAUGAGCUCUAUUCCAGACUCGAGACAUGAAAGAUCGCCGAGUAUAAACGCCAUGAUGGAUCUCAUGCAUUCGUUAUCAACAGAUAUGAAUUCGUAG